AUAAAAUUGAUUCAGUCUCUCAUAAAAAGCUGCGCGAAACAGUGGAACUUCUCAGAGUGUAGCGGAAGUUCAAUGGAAAAUAUUUAUACAAAGUUUUUUUCCACAAUAAAGUGCUCAUUGGUGACUUAAAACAAACGUUAAUAAUCAUGGAGUGGCUGGAUACAAUUUUUACCAUUCUCGCUGUUAUUGCUGCCUUCUAUUUCUACAUAUCGCACAAGCAAUCCUUCUGGGAGCGAGAAAAUGUGCCCUUCGUUAAGCCUGUUUUCCUCUUAGGAACACCAGGUGAAGGCUUAUUGCAGCGCGUCUCGUUUCGAGAUCGAUUCCACAAAGUUUAUAAAGAAUUGAAGCCCAAAGGCAAGUUUGGCGGACUCUACAUGUUUACUUCACCUGCCAUGAUGAUAAUCGAUGUCGAUCUUGUCAAGGCUGUCCUGAUUAAAGACUUUCAUCACUUCGAAGACCGUGGAUUUUACGUGAACGAGAAAAGCGAUCCACUAUCGGCACAUCUGUUUUCAUUAGUCGGAAGCAAAUGGAAGAAUUUGAGGGCAAAACUAACUCCAACAUUCACCAGUGGCCGAAUGAAGAUGAUGUUCCCAAUCAUUGCUGGCAUUUCCAAAGAGUUUGUGAGGGUCUUUCAGGAAAAAGCCGCGAAAGACAGUGUAGUCGAAGUCAAGGAUCUCCUAGCUAGAUUCACGACAGACGUCAUUGGCAACUGUGCUUUCGGACUCGAGUGUAACAGUCUCAAGGACCCAAAUGCGGAAUUUCGUCAAUAUGGAAUAUUAGCCUUCAGAAGAACACCAAUUGAGGGUCUGAAGCAGGUUUUUCUAUUGACAUUCCCGAAGAUCGGAAAAUUCUUCGACAUGAUGUUCAACAAUCCUAAAGUUGCAUCCUUUUACAUGAAAGUCGUUCAGGACACAGUGAGUCACCGAGAGAAAAACAAUGUUGAAAGAAACGAUUUCAUGAACCUCUUAAUAGGGCUUAAGAAUAAUCAAAGUGAGAGUGAGAAGUUAACUUUGAAUGAAGUUGCAGCGCAAGCAUUUAUAUUCUUCUUGGCUGGAUUUGAAACUUCCUCAACAACUAUGAUGUUUUGUCUUUACGAAUUGGCUCUGAAUCCAGACAUUCAGGAGAAAACCCGAGAACACAUUAAUCAAGUUCUGCAAAAGCACAACAACGAAUUCACUUACGAGGCGAUGAUGGAUAUGACUUACCUUGAGCAGGUCGUCAAUGAAACAUUGCGAAAGUAUCCCAUUGUGACCAAUCUCUUGAGGAAUUGCACCAAAGACUACGAAAUACCAAAUAGUAAGGUCACAAUCAGGAAGGGCACAAGGAUAUUCAUCCCGAUUUAUGGACUUCAUCAUGAUUCUGAUUACUAUCCAAACCCGGAUAAAUUCGACCCUGAGAGAUUUACCAAGGAAGCUAUAGCAUCACGACCUCAAUGCACUUACAUUCCUUUUGGUGACGGUCCUAGAAAUUGCAUAGGAAUGCGUUUUGGAUUAAUGCAAGCUCGCAUUGGCUUAGCGGCUAUUCUGCAAACACUUAAAUUCUCUCCGUGCGCCAAAACUGAUAUUCCUCUCAAAGGAUUCCCACCGACUUUGCCUUUGUUGGUGCUUGAGAAGGGAGUUCAUUUGAAAGUGGAAAAAGUGUAAUUCUUUAUCUAAUUCAGAUGGUUUUUUUUUUAAUAAUUACUGUUCAGUAGGCGAGUAAAGUCAAGGAAAAUUGAGUUAUGCUGUCGUCUAAUCAAUUUAUCCGAGUGUAGUGAAGAACGUGAAGCUAAAAAUUUGCUGUUUCACUGUAAUUCAGAUGUAUUGGUAAAUUUCAUUUGAUGUUGGGGAGAAUAAAAUGACUGUGGA
Phlebotomus argentipes is the source of this 1847-nucleotide messenger RNA. RefSeq names its product probable cytochrome P450 6a23. The transcript is spliced from 2 exons. Lineage: Eukaryota; Metazoa; Arthropoda; Insecta; Diptera; Psychodidae. The coding region runs from base 147 to 1643 and encodes 498 amino acids. The record is from RefSeq and is a predicted model, not a curated record. Gene Ontology annotation, molecular function: oxidoreductase activity, acting on paired donors, with incorporation or reduction of molecular oxygen; iron ion binding; heme binding.